UACCAUAAACCUGCCCCUCCGUGUUCUUGGGUUUCUCACGUGGUUUUUUGUUGAUCGUCUUGUUUUCUUUAUUUAAAGACGUUCGGAAAUGACAACUGUCAUCCCGAGGUUUCAACUUACUGAAGAAGCUAACACAAAUGAAAAUGCGAGAAAAUUUUUCAAAAAAAUUGAACAAAGGAGAAAAAAGAAGUUGAACAAAGAGUCAAAAAAAUCAGAAAACAAUGACAACAAUAUUGAUGUGUGUAAAAACGAAGUCGAUGCAAGCAUUCCUGUCAAUAGUGCCAUUGAAAGUAGUGAUCUGUCUCUGCAAAGUAACCAAGAUAAAAAUGUUUUUGUUUUGGGAGGACAUAAGUUUGAAAAAACUCAAAAAGUAAAUCGAGUUCUUCCUAACUGGUUGCAAAACCCAACUGUAAUAUCAACUGACUUAAAGGACUUGAAGCUAAAACCUAAACAUCUUAAAUUAAGCAAGAACAUUAAGGAAAAUUUGAAAAGGAAUAUAAAGUAUUUGUUACCAGUACAAGCUGAAGUUAUACCUUGGCUUAUGAAAGAUUGGCAAUCUAAACUUGGAGUUAGAGCUAAACCAUCGCGGGACAUAUGUGUUUCUGCACCAACUGGCAGUGGAAAAACAUUAGCUUAUGUAAUCCCUAUUGUACAUUCAUUAGAAAAACGACUCAGGUUAGAAAUAAGAGCAUUGGUUAUUGUACCAGUUCAAGAGUUAGCACUACAAGUGGCAAAAGUCUUUAAAGAGUACGUUAAGGGUACGAAUCUUAAAGUAUUAGUCACUACAGGCGGUAAAACAUCUUUGGUCGAAGACCAAAAAAAUCUCGUCAGGCGUUUACCAGGACACAAAGAGGCAUAUGAAAGAAUGGUUGAUAUUUUGGUUACAACUCCAGGAAGAUUAGUUGAACACUUACAUAAAACAGAAGGGUUUGUUCUGAAAUAUUUAAAAUAUUUAGUAAUUGAUGAGGCUGACAGAGUAAUUGAUAGUAUGCAGAAUAACUGGCUGUAUCAUCUCGAAAGGCACUUGGAAGCGCAAGGUACUCUAAUACCAAAUGUUUUAAAUUUGACUUCUUUAAAUGAGAGAAUUUUUACACCGCAAAAACUCCUUUUCUCUGCUACUUUAUCACAGGACCCCGAAAAAUUGAAACAGCUCAAUCUUUUCCAGCCUAAAUUGUUUACAUCUGUAGUAAAGUCCUCAAAUGAAAAUGAGACGACAACAGGAAACACUGGUGACUUUAUUGGAAAGUUCACAACACCUGCUGAACUGGAAGAAUUUUACAUAACUGUCAACGAAGCCUUAAAACCAUUAGUCGUUUGCCAAUUACUCAACAUGGGAUGGAAGAAAAUACUCUGUUUCACAAAAUCUGGAGAAAACGCUCACAGGUUAUCCAAUCUUCUGACAUUGCUCAAUCCAAAGUUAGUAAUCAAGGAAAUAUCUUCGGCAUUGCCGAGGCAUGUCAGGGAAGAAACAAUCACGAAUUUUGCAGGUGGAAAAAUUGAUAUGUUGAUUUGUUCGGAUUUAAUGGCUCGUGGUGUCGAUAUUCCUGGCGUGAAAUAUGUUAUAUCAUAUGAGCCUCCAAAAUUUAUUAAAGGCUAUAUUCACCGUGCGGGUAGAACAGGACGAGCAGGAGUCAAAGGAACAGCAGUAACUUUAGUGACAGCCACACAAGCUACAAGUUUUAUUCAGAAAUUGAAAGAUGUUAAAAAAACAAAUGUUAGUGAAAUGAAAAUUGAUGAGGAAAUAUAUGCAACAAGAGCUAAUGAUUACAAAUCAGCAUUGAAACAACUUCAAAUGAAUACAGAGGAAGAAAGAAAGUCGAAAAUUAAGAAUCUGAAAACGAUGAAAACAAAGAAGAUGUCAAAAUCGAGAAAACGAAAACAGAAAAAACAAUUUUGAUUCUGUUUUAAAGAUUUUCAAUUUGUUAAACUUAAUAAUUGUAAAUCUAAAGAAAUAUUUAUUGAGUUAUGUUGACAGUGAUCACAUAUGUUUUCUAUGUGUUAUAAGUGUAAAUACUUUUGUAACAUAAAGUUGAUAGUUUUUCAUGAA
Molecule: messenger RNA, 2047 nt
Organism: Cimex lectularius (bed bug)
Lineage: Eukaryota; Metazoa; Arthropoda; Insecta; Hemiptera; Cimicidae
Gene: Dbp73D
Product: probable ATP-dependent RNA helicase Dbp73D
Exons: 12
Coding region: 89-1897 (602 amino acids)
Cellular component (GO): nucleus
Molecular function (GO): ATP binding; nucleic acid binding
Source: RefSeq, a predicted model, not a curated record